GCUUGUCAUUAAAAAAAAAAAAUUUUUUUCUUUUGUUCUCUACUUGAUCUUGUCAUGGAUCCUUUACUCGAUCAGCACCUUAUUCCCGAAAAUCAUUUGCAGCUUCCCGAGAAAUAUGCACAUUUAAGCCCUCAGCAGUAUGCGAAAGUCCUACUUGAUUUUAUUGAGAAGCACAAGCACUGGACAACGAUGCACAUCGUAGAUUUUAUUACCAUGAAUCAGUGGGAAACAAUCAUGCAAAAAGAGUGGUGUCAAGCCUUAUUACCAGCAGAUGAAUAUUCUUCUCAAGAUCAAUGGAUCAACUCAAUUAUUAAAAUUGCCUCUGGUUCUGAUAUGAAUGAAGAAUGGCCAGAUUCCUUAAAGACUUUUAUAAGAGACACUCGAGAUAUUGCUUUGCCUCGACUCAAUAAAAAUGGCUGUAAAGUAAGCAUCAGGAAAUAAGCAUCAGGAAAUGAAAUCUAACCUAUGCAUUUAGUACAUCAAGGAACAACUAAAAUUGACAAACGUAUUAUCCCUGGUAUGACAGGAAAGAAGAUUCAUGAGGUACAGUGAUACGAUAUAACAACCAAAUAUUCUAAUUGAAUAGGUUGAGCGAAUGACACCUGUC
Messenger RNA from Gilbertella persicaria, 607 nucleotides. RefSeq lists its product as uncharacterized. The transcript is spliced from 2 exons. Bases 55 to 441 code for a protein of 128 amino acids. NCBI's taxonomy places the organism in Eukaryota, Fungi, Mucoromycota, Mucoromycetes, Mucorales, Choanephoraceae. The record is from RefSeq and is a predicted model, not a curated record.